UCACUCUAUGUAAACAAGUGGUCGUAGAGAUUUGCCAGAGAAGAAAGCUUAACCUCUGGUUAAUCUCAGCUAAUCAAUGCCAUCGUCCCCCUGUCCUUAUUCUCAUAAGCAUUUGAACCCACAUCCAGGUACAUACGGGCCUCUUUCCAUGGUUUAAACCACCUGCCCAGUGUCCAAGAACCAUUUUCAAGCCCCACUUGACCCUGUUCUCCCAGAAUCUGUAGUAGUAACGUUUAUCCUCUUCUAUGCCCUCUUCAUUCGCCUUGACGGGGCUGUGCACAUGUGCAUUCACAUAACAUUCACCCAGACUAAACUGAGCAGCUCACUCACACAUAUGCAGUCCACCAACACUUUAUUCAGCCACUCCACUGGACUUGAAGUUCGAGAUUAGUGGACAUUAGUGAGUCACGUGUUGAAAAAUCAGAAGGACGACGGUCAACAAAGUUGGGCGGUGCCUUCUCCACUUGUAGAGCGGUUUCCUGGGCUUUGGGUGUGAGAGUGAUAAUGGCGGGUGGGAAUCCAUCUCCCCGGAGUGAGACUCCUCUGGAUUUGGAUGCGGACCAUCCUGAGUCUAUGUGGCGACAGUGCGUGGAUUUUGCGGUCACUUUCUCACAGGUUCCCUCUUAUCAUCUGAUAUUAGAAGGAUUUCUGAUAUCCUGGGUGGUUUGGCUCCUGGUUCGCCGGGUUUCCAAUCGAAACAAACGUCUUCGAGCCGAGAAGCUGACCAAGGAAGAGGAGGAAGAGCUCUUGGCCGAAUGGACCCCGGAACCUCUGGUCCCCGAAGUUGACCCGAAUCACCCCGCCCUUCACGUCCCAGUCGUGGAUGGAAAGCCGGGAAAGCACAUCAAUAUCGAUGGCCGAGAUUGUUUGAAUUUGGCCACACAUAACUAUUUGGGCUUCGCGGGCAAUGAGAUCGUGGAGAAAUCGGCCAUAGAGUGUAUCCGAAAAUUUGGGGUGGGAUCUUGCGGUCCUCGAGCAUUUUAUGGCACUGCGGAUAUCCACGUCUAUUUGGAGGAAAAAUUGGCCUCGUUUUUAGGCGCCGAACAAGCCGUGUUAUAUUCUUAUGGAUUCUCCACCAUCGCGAGUGCCAUUCCGGCUUAUGCCAAGAAAGGAGAUAUUAUCUUCGUGGAUGAGUGCGUUAAUUUUGCCAUCCAAAAAGGUCUGGAUGCAUCCCGAAGCAAGAUCAAGUACUUCAGACACAACGAUGUGGAUCACUUGAGACAGUUGCUGGAGCAACAAGCAAAUGAAGACAAAAAGCAUCCCAAACAAGCCAAAGUGAGUCGCCGGUUCCUGAUUGUGGAAGGGAUUUACAUGAAUACCGGCACUCUGUGCAAUAUUGAGCCGAUGUUGGCUUUGAAACGCCAAUACAAGUUGCGACUCUUCAUUGACGAAUCAGUGUCCUUUGGGACCAUUGGCGAGCAUGGACGAGGGAUCACGGAGUACAAGAAUAUUUCAAUGGACGAUAUCGAUCUCAUCAUGGCCACAUUAGAAUAUGCGAUUGGGUCGAUUGGAGGAUUUUGUGUGGGCACCACUUACGUCGUGGAACAUCAAACCCUGGCUGGGUUAGGGUACUGUUUUUCGGCUUCAUUGCCACCCAUGUUGGCAGCUGGGGCCUUCAAGGCCAUUGAGCUCAUGGAACAGGAUCUUGGGAUGUUCCAACAACUCCGUGAGAAGGCUGAGGAGAUGCACAAUGGAUUCGAGGAUCUCCUUGGGUUGAAAUUGGUAGGAGAGCGAUUCUCACCCGUCAAACAUUUAAGACUCGAGAGCUCACGUGGAAAUCGGGAAGAGGACAAAGCUGUGAUGGCUUCCAUUAUUACUAAGGCCAGAGAGGAGGGCAUCGCUUUGGUGAUGGCCAGCUACUUGGAAGAUGCGGAAGCUCAUUUGCCUCCAGUGAGCAUCCGUUUGACUUGCUCGACUCUUCUCUCGCUCGAAGAUAUAAGGAGAGCCUCGAAAAUUGUUCACGAGAUAUGCGACAACCUAUUCUCGCCCUUGGAAACAGCUAAAGAUGGAGUGGAACAACAAGUGGACCAAAUCCAGCCCUCGGAAAGUACUUCUCAAUUCGCUGAAUUCUAAACCAGCCCGCAUAAGAGUACUCGGGAGUAAGGUUCCACGGAAAGCAGAGGCAUUUAUCAACAAAAUUACACCUGGAAAACGUUCAUUUUGAUUAAAAUUCUUUCGUGCGGUGUCAUACGUGAAAAUAACGAGUGUUUUAUUUUUUUCCAUGAA
Molecule: messenger RNA, 2226 nt
Organism: Tigriopus californicus
Lineage: Eukaryota; Metazoa; Arthropoda; Copepoda; Harpacticoida; Harpacticidae
Gene: Spt-I
Product: serine palmitoyltransferase 1-like
Exons: 9
Coding region: 505-2073 (522 amino acids)
Biological process (GO): sphingosine biosynthetic process; ceramide biosynthetic process
Cellular component (GO): endoplasmic reticulum
Molecular function (GO): pyridoxal phosphate binding; serine C-palmitoyltransferase activity
Source: RefSeq, a predicted model, not a curated record